Molecule: messenger RNA, 198 nt
Organism: Anisakis simplex (herring worm)
Lineage: Eukaryota; Metazoa; Nematoda; Chromadorea; Rhabditida; Anisakidae
Source: the annotation of a GenBank genome assembly
AUGUCAUCUGCAAAAGGCGAUACGAAAAAUGUGAACAUCCCACGUCACAGAACUGAGUCGACUGCAUCGACCGAUUCGGAUGUGACUGGAACAAGCGUUCCAGAGAGACGUUUCUCGCUGAGCAAGAUGCUAGGAAGACGAACAUCGGUUGAGGAUGCCUACAAGAAGUAUGCUCAGUUCACGACCAAUGGAGGUUGA